Messenger RNA from Pseudocercospora fijiensis CIRAD86, 1142 nucleotides. RefSeq lists its product as uncharacterized. The record is from RefSeq and is a predicted model, not a curated record. Gene Ontology annotation, biological process: positive regulation of DNA-templated transcription. Gene Ontology annotation, molecular function: chromatin DNA binding; transcription coactivator activity. The coding region runs from base 224 to 982 and encodes 252 amino acids. Gene Ontology annotation, cellular component: nucleus. The transcript has 2 exons. Lineage: Eukaryota; Fungi; Ascomycota; Dothideomycetes; Mycosphaerellales; Mycosphaerellaceae.
GCUGACCUUUCGACGGUCCAUUGACAAGCUCUCAUUGGUCCAACGGGCAGCUGCACAUCUGAGACACGCAUAGCUACAGCUUUUCCACGUCCCAAGCCGCUACCGCUGACUACUCAGAUACAUCUCUCUGCCCUUCAGGAGAUUCGCUUGCUGUGCAAUAAUCGAGCCAGGGAGUAGUGGAAGCUGCUCUUAAAGCUGCGCUAGCCGCGCUGCUUCCUUCACCAUGUCUAUCAACUGGGUCAUGCUCUCGCCCGAAACGAACCCUCCUUAUACCCCUCUACCGAACGAGCAGAACCUCUUCACAUCCGCCGGCAGGAUAGGCUUCGAGAUCAAGACGCCAGCCCACUACCCAGGCAGACAACAGCCCUUCAAAGUCACACACAACGAAGGCACGCUCUACCUCUCGAAUCAAAGACUCAUAUACCUUCCCAAGAAGCCGACAGACGACUUCAAGAGUUUUGCCUCACAGAUCCUAAGCCUUCACGACAGCCAUGUCUCCCUGCCUAUGUUCUCAGCAAACACUUGGACGGCGCUUUGUCAGCCCGCGCAAGGCGGUGGCAUACCCAUGCCUCCUUCAGGCGUGGUCGAGCUGAAGUUCACGUUCAGAGAUGGAGGAGCGCUUGACUUUCACCAACGGUACGAGCAGAUUCGAGAAAGGAUACAGCAAGUGCUGGAGGUGUCUGGUGAUCGUCAAAGAGCAGGAACUGGAGCAUUGAACACGGUCAACCUUUCAAACGUAAACCUCGAAGAUCUGCCGGCGUAUCGAGAAGAAAGCGACGGGCCGCUGAUAGCUCCGACGGCUACAGCAGCACAGGCACAGGCUCAAGCGCGGAGUCCAGUCCUACAACAGCAGAGGGACAGCGGAGUGAGUCUGGAUGAGAGCCGAAGACAGCCUCCAGCGGUGCCCGAUGAGCCUCCGCCGGGAUAUGAGGAGGCGCAGAUGGCGGGUGUGCAAGACAGGCUCAGCUCGCCGAGGCAGUGAGCAGUAUUCGAUAUGAUUUCAAGACUGUAUUGGUACCAAUCUGAAUGAGCACUUAAGCGACGGAGCCACUAUGAUACCAGGGAUUAGUAGGUAGGGCACAGCGAUAGACAUGGUUCAGGAAAAGAAUGCAAUGAAUUGAGGUCGAGUUGCCUCUUUGGAG